UCGCAGUUCGAGAUCAGUCGCAGUUUGUCUGUCAGCCUCGUCGCGUCGCCUCGACAGCUGUGUGGGUGUUUCAAUUCUUCAUUUUUGGUGUAUCUGUAUCUGUAUCUGCAACUGCAACAGUAUCUGUAUCUAAGUUUCGAUUCGCUGACUAACCGAUUUACCGUCGGUAUUUAGACUAAGCCACAUUGUGUAUUAAAAUGAGCGCUAAUUUAAAUACGGAGCGAGCCAAACCCGUUGAGACUUUGGUGUUGGCCAACUAUGCCCUCAAAGCGGAACAGAAGCGUGCCGCAGGUCAAGGAGGUCGCAAGGAGGAUGAGCGGAUCACGAGUGCCGUGAUGAAGGUCCUGGAGGGCUAUGACUGGAAUUUGGUGCAAGCAUCUGCCAAAGCGCCCUCCGAUCGCAAAAAGGAGCACAUCAAGCGGCCAAUGAAUGCAUUUAUGGUCUGGGCUCAGGCAGCUCGUCGGGUCAUGUCAAAGCAAUAUCCUCACCUGCAGAACUCCGAGCUGAGCAAGUCAUUGGGAAAGCUAUGGAAAAAUCUGAAGGAUAGUGAUAAGAAGCCGUUCAUGGAGUUUGCGGAAAAGUUGCGCAUGACGCAUAAGCAGGAGCAUCCCGACUACAAGUAUCAGCCGAGGCGCAAAAAGGCGCGCAUCAUGCAACAAACGGAGGCAGCUGCAGCAGCUGCAACAUCAACAGAUGCAACAGCAACAAGCACAGCCCAAAGACGCAGCAAUGUCUCCUCCUCCUCCUCCUCUACAAAUGGACAGCGGCGAGCGACAAAGGCCAAUAACAACAACAACAACAGCAGCAACAAUGUUGCAAGCAGCGCCAAUGGGCAACUCUGCCACGCCAGCAGCUCCAGUCCGGAUGUGUUCAGCAAUGAGGCAUUCAUGAAGUCCUUGAACAGCGCCUGCGCAGCCAGCUUAUUGGAGCAGGGUCUGUCCUUGGGCAGCGAGACGGAGCGCGGACUGCUCGACUCGCCCUGCUCCACGGCCAGUUCACUGUCCUCGCUGACGCCGCCUGCCACGCCCUACAGUGGCGCCACCAAGCAGCCGCUGGCGUCGCUGCCCAACUCCAGCCUGCUGCUGCGCCAGCUGAGCGAGCCGAGCAGUGUCACCGUGGCCGUGUCCGGCAGCAAUGAUUACGGCGUACUGCUGGAUGCUGGACGGGAAUAUAUAGCGCUCGGCGAGCUUAACUAUAAUGCGCAGGCAGCGGGGGCGGGGGCGGUGGCAGGCAGUGUGCAGGAGAUGGAUUUUCUGGAGAGCAUCAAUGGCUAUGGUUAUGGCAGCAGUGCCACACGUGGCAGCUACUCCAACUAUGGCUAUGCAAUGGCGACGGGCAACUUUUCAGCUUCAACUUCAGCUGCAACUUCAGCUUCCUCGGCUGCUGCAACAUCUGUGGCAGCAACGGCGUCACACGCCAAUGGAGCGCUAAAUUACUUGGGCACGCCGGGCAAGGCGGCCGCCGACAUUGAUCCCAAGGAAAUCGACCAGUAUCUCAUGGAUCAAAUGUUGCCCAUAACGCAUCAUGUGCCGACGAUUGUGAGUGCUCACCACUCGCCACCACUCAACUCAUCUGCCUCGCUCUCCUCGGCCUGCUCCAGUGCCAGCUCCCAGCCCGUUGACUGCUUGGCCUCGCCUACCAACGCCUACUACGACCACCUGAGCUACCCGUCGCAGGCACAGAACAGUGCCGGGUAUCCAGCCACAGCACAGUAUGCCAAUCUGGCUGAGACGUCAUCGCAACAGGAGCUGCAGGUGCAUUCACAUUCUCAUUCCCAUUCACAACAUCAACAACAGCAGCAACAGCAACAUCCGCAGCAGCAACAUCCACAGCAGCAACAACAGCUGACGCACCAGCAACAGCAUCAUCAUCUUUGGGGCACUUAUGUGAAUCCCUAAGCUACUUAAAUUGGCGCAUUUGUCCUCCACUCUCUCCCUUCUUGUUGACCUUUAUAGAACAGUCGAUGUCUUUCGUUUACACUAGGCAAAUAAUUUGGACUUUUUUCUUUU
Molecule: messenger RNA, 2009 nt
Organism: Drosophila innubila
Lineage: Eukaryota; Metazoa; Arthropoda; Insecta; Diptera; Drosophilidae
Gene: Sox100B
Product: transcription factor SOX-4
Exons: 4
Coding region: 198-1898 (566 amino acids)
Biological process (GO): regulation of transcription by RNA polymerase II
Cellular component (GO): nucleus
Molecular function (GO): RNA polymerase II cis-regulatory region sequence-specific DNA binding; DNA-binding transcription factor activity, RNA polymerase II-specific
Source: RefSeq, a predicted model, not a curated record